Molecule: messenger RNA, 2671 nt
Organism: Gigantopelta aegis
Lineage: Eukaryota; Metazoa; Mollusca; Gastropoda; Neomphalida; Peltospiridae
Product: zinc finger protein 729-like
Exons: 2
Coding region: 1062-2480 (472 amino acids)
Cellular component (GO): nucleus
Source: RefSeq, a predicted model, not a curated record
UUUUACACACAUCAUGACGCUCUUGAACCAGCAUACUGGUAACGUGUAAAAGAUUACCUCUUGUAGAUCAUUGUCAUCUGCAACAUACAUUUUAUACAUUAACUGAAUAACUGAAGGCCAAAAGAAACUUUACCAUAGUUUUAAAUCACUCUGGUGUAAAAACAACAAAAGAUAGUCGCAUGAGGUAAAAUAUAUUGACUAGAUCAAUAUGUCAACAUUAACAUUUAACUAAAAAUGAGUGUCAUUCAGCAUCUGAUAAUGACGUCACAUUUUCCCAAAGCGAAGCGGUGUACACAAAUCGAGCUUUCAACUUCAAGGACGACAUGCAAAGCAUACAGACAAUCACUCAAGUCCAAUAACAAGUCACAUUAAUAGCAUGUGUGACCACCCCUUGCCCCAAUACAAGCAAUAAUUCUCCGACGCAUAGAAAACAUCAGUCGUCUGAUGAGGUCACGUGGGACGCGUUGCCAUUCUUCUUGAAGGGCCUGGAUCAGUACCUGUUGGUUGGCUGGAGGGUGUGGUCGUUGUCGAACAUGGCGAUCCAAAACAUCCCAGAGGUGUUCUAUGGGGGACAUGUCUGGGGAGCGUGCAGGCCACGGCAAUACGUUUACGUUGUUGGCUCUAAGGAAGUUCUGUACGAUUCUGGCUGUAUGAGGUCUGGCGUUGUCUUGCUGAAAAAUGACACCACGUGGCUGCCGUUGGAGAAAUGGUAUUGCAGUUGGACGAAGAAUGUCAUCCCUGUAACGUUGAGCUGUCAAGUUUCCGUGAACGAUGACUUCGCUGCCAACGUCGUACAGUCCUAGCCCAUGUCAAUCUCAAACGAUGAUGUUGUGAUGUCAAACUAGAUGUAUCUCAACUACAGUUUUGGAGGUACGUCAGUUAUUACUUUCUGAUUUGAACGAAGCUCUCCAAAGAAAACCAUACAUUCUGAUGUUUACUGGGCCCAAAGUGGAGAUGUGCAUGCGAAAUGUCAACUGAAGAUCUGAAAAUCAACGUCGUGCAAUGAAAAAUGUGAAUUCUGCUCAAAGUGAUAUAUACACAAGUCUCGUCUAGAAAUACACAUGCGUUUCCACAUGGGUGAAAAACCUUUCAGGUGUGGAAUGUGUUUAACUGUUUUUUCAUCCAAGAGUAGCAUAAAAACACACAUGAAGAUCCAUACUGAAGGAAACCAGUUCAAAUGUGUGGUGUGUUCUGAAGAUUUUUGUUCGAGCUAUUACUUAAAACAACAUAUGUUGAUUCAUACUGGCAAGAAACCUGUCAAAUGUGAAUUGUGCACAAAAUUGUUUACCAAAAGGUCCACAUUGAAAGAAUAUGUGGUGUCUCAUAAUGGUAAGAAACUUUCCAUAUGUGAAGUGUGCACAAAUUAUUUUUCACAGAAUUCUGGCUUAAAAACACAAAUAUUGAUUCAUACUGGUGAGAAAUUGUUCAAAUGUGAAGUGUGCACAAAAUUGUAUACAGACAGUUACAGCUUGGAAAGACAUAUGUUGAUUCACAAUAGAAAGGAACCCCUCAGAUGUGAAAUCUGCACAAAAUGUUUUCUGUAUAGUUCCGACUUGAGAAGACAUAUCUUGAUUCAUACUGGUGAGAAAUUGUUCAAAUGUGAAAUCUGCACAAAAUGUUUUACAUAUAGUUCCCGCUUGAGAACACAUAUGUUGAUUCAUACUGGUGAGAAACCUUACAAAUGUGAAAUCUGCAGAAAAUGUUUUACAUAUAGUUCUGGCUUGAAAGCUCAUAUGUUGAUUCAUACUGGACAGAAAUCUUACCAGUGCACGAUAUGUACCAAAUGUUUUUCACAGAGUCCUGGGUUGACAAAACAUAUGUCGAUUCAUACUGAUGAGAAAUUGUUCAAAUGUGAAGUGUGCACAAAAUUGUUUACAGACAGUUGCAAGUUGAAAAAACAUAUAUUGAUUCAUAAUAGAAAGGAACCCUUCAAAUGUGAAAUCUGCACAAAAUGUUUUACAUAUAGUUCCAGCUUGAAAGCUCAUAUGACGAUUCAUACUGGACAGAAAUCUUACCAGUGCAUGAUAUGUACCAAAUGUUUUUCAUGGAGUUCCGGGUUAAGAAAACAUAUGUUGAUUCAUACUGGACAGAAACCGUACAAAUGUGAAAUCUGCACAAAAUGUUUUACACAUAGUACCGGCUUGAAAACUCAUAUGUUGAUUCAUACUGAACAGAAGAAGCCUUACAAAUGUGAAAUCUGCACAAAAUGUUUUCCACAGAAUUCCGGGUUAAAAAAACAUAUGUUGAUUCAUACUGGUGAGAAACCUUACAAAUGUGAAAUCUGCACAAAAUGUUUUCCAUGGAGUUCCAGCUUAACAUAUCAUAUGUUGACUCAUACUGGACAUAAAUCUUACAAAUGUGAGACAUGUACAAAAUGUUUUACACAGAGUUGCGCCUUGAAGCGGCAUAUGUUGAUUCAUUCAAGAGGCAAACCAUUGAAAAAAAUAGAUUGUUUUAAACCACCAGAAACACAGAAGUAGAGACACCAAGUGAAAUGUGAGAUAUGCCCGAAAUAUUUAACACACAUGUCCCUCUUGAAAUUACCUGUUGUAGAUCAUAUUAGUACCAAUAUCUCGGCAGCCAUGCCACCUAUGCUCGUAGUUUUUGUGUUCCGUUUGUACCAACUUAGAAUUAUUAGUUAAUGAAUAGAGUUAUAAAAUUCACAAUAUCA